Rhododendron vialii is the source of this 840-nucleotide messenger RNA. RefSeq lists its product as uncharacterized. The record is from RefSeq and is a predicted model, not a curated record. The transcript has a single exon. Lineage: Eukaryota; Viridiplantae; Streptophyta; Magnoliopsida; Ericales; Ericaceae. Bases 1 to 840 code for a protein of 279 amino acids.
AUGGAGGUGGUAAUACCCACCAACGAUUUCCACUUCAACACUUCCCCGUUCUCAACCUCCCCCUCAACCCCAAAAGGAUUCGGCCACUACUCCUUAACCGCUCCCAGCAGCCCCACCCGAAUCUCCGAAUUUUACCGCGAUUUCGACAAUGACUUUGCCUUUGAUUUCCGUGUAGAAUCAGAGGGAACUACCCUCCCAGCUGAAGAACUGUUCGAAAGCGGAAAAAUCCGGUCUUCAAACCCUCCGAGCAGGUUUGGUGAGCCAAAUAAAAAUACCCACUUGAGAACAGAGCAAGGAAGAGGUAGAGAGAGAAACUCAUCAAACGAAAACACCGGUAAGAGAACAGAGCAGAACAGGGGAAGAGAGAGAAACCCAACUCUCUCAUCGUCGAGUUCGACCCGGAGAGGAGCCAGGUCACAGUCUCCCGAUAGGGUUUCUAAGUACCCGUGGGAAGAACAAGAAACAAAGAACACAUCAAAGCAAACUUCUAAUUUCUCUCUGUUUUCGAAAAUCGGAAGCAAGAAGUGGAGGCUGAAGGAUUUUUUCCUCUUCAGGAGCGCGUCGGAAGGGCGAAAGUACACGACUCUGUUCAAGAAGCACGAGGAGGUGAGGGGUUUUUCGAGUUUUCGGGCGAUCGAAGAGUCGAGUUUGAGGAGGAAGGGGGCGCAGGGGAAUGUUUCGGCUCACGAGUUGCAUUACACGGUGAACAGAGCAGUUUCGGAGGACUUGAAGAAGAAGACGUUUUUGCCGUAUAAGCAGGGGAUUGUGGGGAGGCUGGCGUUUAAUCCUGCCGUUCACGCGCUUGCUAAUGGGUUUGGGUUUUCGAGGAAGGGAUUAUGA